Messenger RNA from Anguilla rostrata (American eel), 2809 nucleotides. RefSeq names its product prolyl 3-hydroxylase family member 4 (inactive) (gene p3h4). The coding region runs from base 155 to 1453 and encodes 432 amino acids. Gene Ontology annotation, cellular component: endoplasmic reticulum. NCBI's taxonomy places the organism in Eukaryota, Metazoa, Chordata, Actinopteri, Anguilliformes, Anguillidae. The transcript is spliced from 7 exons. Gene Ontology annotation, biological process: peptidyl-lysine hydroxylation; collagen fibril organization. Gene Ontology annotation, molecular function: collagen binding; protein binding. The record is from RefSeq and is a predicted model, not a curated record.
UGGCUGGCUUACUCCUAUCCAAAACUCCUGAAGGACCCAAACUUUUCUGGCCCUCCUUGAAUUCUUCCACUCAUCGUUAUACUCUUUGUAGACUACGUGCAAGCUGACAUGCUCAUCUUUUGAGAAGUCCUGGAGCGGAUGAGAGCAGCGGACCAUGGCCUCGAGCGCUGUAUCUGUAAAACGGUCGCUGAUCCCGCUCUGUGUGUGGACAGUUUUGGCAUCUGCCGUACACGCGCAGUACGAGAAAUACAGUUUCAGGAGCUUUCCACAAAAUGACCUCAUGCCCCUUGAGUCUGCGUAUGGACAUGCCUUGGACCAGUACGCCGCACAGAACUGGAGGGAGAGUAUCAAGUAUUUGGAGCUAAGCUUGCGUCUACACCGGCUCUUGAAAGACAGCGAGGCGUUUUGUAGCCAGAACUGCAGCAAUGUCAGCCGAGACCCAGACCCCCUAUUUGCCGACAGCAAUCUCCGGGUUCUGCGGCACGUUUUACUCCGGGCAUCCUGCCUCAAAAAAUGCAAGGAGGACUUUCCCGUUUUCAAGAUGUCCUAUCCCAAGAAGAAUAUUCUGGAUGCCUUUGAACAGAGACUGCCUUACCGGUAUAUACAGUACGCGUAUUACCAGUUAAACAACCUGGAGAGGGCUGUUUCUGCAGCCCACACCUACCUCCAGAAGAACCCCAACGAACCCUUCAUCUCCAAGAACAUGAACUACUACAAGACCCUCUUCGACGUGGAGGAGUACCUGAUUGACCACGAGGAGCGACCAUAUGAGAGUGUUUUCCUGAAGUCGGUGAAGCUCUUUAACUCGGGAGACUUCAGCAGCUGUGCGAGGGACAUGGAGCUGGCGGCCAGCGAGUUCUUUAAGGCGUAUGACCUGUGUCUGGCGGGCUGUGAGGGGGUCUAUGAGGUCACCGAGACCAAAGACUUCUACGCUUCCCUGGCAGAUCUGUACAAAGACGCUCUGCAGUGUAAGGUGCAGUGUCAGGCCAGCCUGACGCCCAACGUGGGGGGGUACUUUGUGGAGAAGUUUGUGGCGACCAUGUAUCACUACCUGCAGUUUGCCUAUUACAAGCUGAAUGACGUGCAGAACGCCGCUCCCUGUGCUGCCAGCUACAUGCUCUUUGACCCUGACGACCAGGUGAUGAAGCAGAACAUGGUGUACUACCGUUUCUACCGCGAGCAGUGGGGAUUGGAGGAGAACCACUUCAAACCCCGCCCAGAGGCACUGCGCUAUUUUAACCAGACCACUACGCAAAAGGAGAUGCUGGAGUUUGCACUCAAUUACCUACAAACAGAUGACGAGGACACAGUGAGCCCAGAGGAAAGCAUUGUGGGACCCCCAGACCCCCCGGAUGUGGAGUUUGAAGGCCCGGGGGACUAUGAGGAGUCCUUCUAUGCAGAGUGGUGGCAAGAGCCCAAAAGCAAGGGGGACAUAGGAGAGCCUGCGGAGUGACCUAGACCUGCACCAGGACCUGCACCAGGACCCACACCAGGAUGCAUGCCAAAGUCUGGAUAGGCUGCGGGUAGACUGGACUCUGGUCAAAACCACCCACAAACGGGACAAAUCCAGUCAAAUCCAGCCCCGCCCACCCCAAUUCAGCCCCACCCAAUUCAAUCCAGCCCCACCCAGUCAAAUCCAGCCCCGCCCCCCCAAUUCAGCCCCACCCACUCCAAUCCAGCCCCGCCCAGUACAAUUCAGCCUCGCCUCCAAUUCAGCCCCACCCAAUUCAAUUCAGCCCCACCCACUCCAAUCCAGCCCCGCCCAGUACAAUUCAGCCUCGCCUCCAAUCCAGCCCCACUCACUGCAAUCCAGCCCCACCCAGUCAAAUCCAGCCCCACCCACUCCAAUCCAGCCCCACUCAGUUUAAUCCAGCCACACCCACUCCAAUCCAGUCCCACCCACUCCAAUCCAGCCCCACACAGUCAAAUCCAGCCCCACCCACUCUAAUCCAGCUCCACCCAGGCCAAUUCAGCCACACCCACUCCAAUCCAGCCCCAUCCAGUCAAAUCCAGCCCCACCCAGUCCAAUUCAUUACAUUACAUUACAUUACAGGCAUUUAGCAGACGCUCUUAUCCAGAGCGACUUACACAACUUUUACAUAGCAUUUUUACAUUGUAUCCAUUUAUACAGCUAGAUAUAUACUGAAGCAAUUUCGGUUAAGUACCUUGCUCAAGGGUACAACGGCAGUGUCCUACCCGGGAAUCGAACCUGCGACCUUUCGGUUUCCGCCACAGCCAUAUCACCAUCUACAAUAAACACAAAACGAGACGGCAAUCAUGAUUCAAGAUAUUGCUUUUUGAAGCUUCUGUUUACAUGUUCAUAGUCCAUAUCCGACGUGUGCCACUGUGACAUGUGCCACUUUUACCAGGCUGUGUAAACGUAGCCCAGCUUUCCCCAGUUCAGCCCAGACAGAGAGAAAAUCAUGAAGGAGGACGCAUCCACAUAGAUGCCUGACCUCCUUCCUCCAUCUCUACAGAAGGAAGUAGCAGAAUGAUCCAGCCUGUUUAUUCAGCCAAAGUUAUUUCUCAUUCAUUUACACACUCUGACCGAAGGACCGGGGUUUUUUUCAGCUUGAAAGGUGUAUUAUAAUUAUUGCCUUUGUUGUUAUCUUUAUUUAAUUGUUAAUCCCGAUUGUGCCUUGGCCCUAUGUUAGAGGGCAGUGUUCUGUGAAGCAGUUUUGCAUUGAAUGAGCUGUUCUGUCUCGCACAGUGCCAGAAUUCUGUCUGUAUUCUUGCAGUCCUCUGUCAGGCAGUUAUAUGCAAAAUGUGUCAACUGAGGAUGGAAAAAAUAAAGUGGCAUCCUGCUUUA